GCGAUUAAUAUUGAAGACCGUGAUUCCAAUGCCACCACUUCAAAGCUGCAGAAUGCCGUCUACGAAAAAAAGAUUAACAGAACCCACAAAAGAUCGAAUAAUUGAUAAUAAUUUUUUAUGUCGCGUAUGUAAAGGAAAGCAUGCUCUUCGAGACUGUCGCAAUUUUUUAAGUAAACCGGUUGAUGGGCGAAUGCGUUUGGUUUUACUUCACGGUUACUGUCCCAAUUGUUUGGCCCAUAAGCAUUCUGCAGGCUCUUGUUUUACCAAAAAGGGCUGCAAAACCUGCGGAAGUAAUCAUCAUACAUUACUUCAUAUAAACGGUGAGCAAAGAUCUCCGAAAGCCAGUAAGAUUAAAGGAAGAUCUGCUAAUAAGAAAAAUGAUACCAGCAAGUCAGUCAUUCCAAAGUCAGUUUCCAUAACUUCAAUAACGACACCAAAUGGGGUUGCACUUUUCCCAACGACUGUGGUUACUGUUCAAGCCGAAGCAAACCAGACCCACGUAAGAGCUGUACUGGACACCUGUAGCUCCGUAAGCAAAAUUUCUAUGUCAUUGGUAGAGGAAUUGAAACUACCCACUAUAAAAUUUGGAAAUGACACUAUCUGUUCGGUUGUUAUUCGAUCUCGAAAAUCUCCUUACGUUACUAUUGAGGCAACCAUGGAAGUCAACAAUCGGAUGUCUUUGAAGAUCCCAGCCAGAGAAGUGAAUUCUGCGAUUAGGACUAGGCUGAAUAACAUUGUAUUGGCAGACCCAAAUUUUUUUAAGCCUAGCUCAGUGGCUAUUGUCUUUGGGGCAGAUUUAUAUUCAAAAAUUGUUUUACCUGGAUUGAUUCCAAGCCAUGAUGGCUUACCAGUAGCAAUGAACACUAUCUUCGGGUGGGUUUUAUCUGGGUCGUGCAAUACCUCUGAUGCAUCAUAAUUUUUGUCUUUCUGUUACGAAAUCGGCAAAGCCAAUUUACACAAUCUUGCUCCAAACCGAAAUAAGAUAGUUUCUCGAUUUUUUAGAAUCUUAAGACUUUAUCACUACAAUUUGGAACUAAUUGUAUGCAAACGUAUCACAUAUUUUAUAAUUUGAAUUAAAUAGAAUAAGAAUUGUAC
This is a messenger RNA of Stomoxys calcitrans (stable fly), 1095 nucleotides long. RefSeq lists its product as uncharacterized. The record is from RefSeq and is a predicted model, not a curated record. The coding region runs from base 29 to 916 and encodes 295 amino acids. The transcript is spliced from 2 exons. NCBI's taxonomy places the organism in Eukaryota, Metazoa, Arthropoda, Insecta, Diptera, Muscidae.